Molecule: messenger RNA, 852 nt
Organism: Arabidopsis arenosa
Lineage: Eukaryota; Viridiplantae; Streptophyta; Magnoliopsida; Brassicales; Brassicaceae
Source: the annotation of a GenBank genome assembly
UACCUAGUAGGAUUGAUCCAAAAUGUGGAGGCUUAGGAUUGGAGCUGAGGCAGGACAAGACCCUCAUUUGUUCAGCACCAACAACUACCUUGGAAGGCAGAUUUGGGAGUUUGAUGCUAACGCAGGCUCUGUAGAGGAACUUGCCGAGGUUGAGGAGGCUCGACGGAAUUUCACAAACGACCGAUCAAGUUUCAAAGCCAGUGCGAUUUCCUUUGGCGUAUGCAGGGAAAGAAAAUUCAAGCUGAAGAUUCCGCGAGUGAGAGUAGAGAAUGCAGAGAAAAUAACGUACGAAGACGCAAAAACAACACUAAGAAGAGGAUUACUCUAUAUGACGGCGUUGCAAGCUGAUGAUGGACAUUUUCCUGCUGAAAAUUCUGUGACAAUGCAAGCCCAAAAGGAAGUUCUUAAUUCUGAUAUGCAGAGGAAUGAAAAGUUUAUGAUUCAAAGUGUAAUAGCUAGUCCUGCAGUCACAGCCAAAGAAGUUACUCGUGAGACGUUUAGGAAAGAAUCGGCGCAUCUAGUUGAGGAGACUAAACUGAGAGUUACUUAUAUUUUAAUCACCAGUAACACUCUUACCGAUGUCUCUUGCUGUGGCGUUGGAGCUGCUUGCCACGAGCUCGAAAUAGCGACUGGUUACUGGUGGAGAGAAGCCUUAGCAUAACACAAUAUGUAUUAUGAUAUUCAACUAGAUAAUUCCUCUUUUGACAUUUACUACUCAAUUUGUAUCGUUAAACAACUCAACAAAAUAAGCUUCAACAGUACUUCGAGAGCCUCAACAACGCUGUUCUAGAAUCAUAAAUCAGUCAUUAAUAUAUCUCUCACUAGUAUCUGGAAUGAAAUUUUUUUUAUCUU